AUGUCUGUGUUUCCUCUCUUCCUGCUGCAGCCCGCUCUGGCCUGGACCACCUUUCGUGUUGGACUGUACUGCGGCUUCUUCAUCAUCCUCGCCAUCGCCUUCAUUCUCUCUGGUGCUGUGUUCGUACGCUUUGAGAACAUUUGGCCUCUGGUGCGUAUCUACCGCGGCGGCUUCCUGUUGAUCCAGUUCCUCUUCCUGUUGGGCAUCAACACUUACGGAUGGCGGCAGGCCGGAGUCAACCACGUGCUCAUCUUCGAGAUCAACCCCCGAAACAACCUUUCCCACCAGCACCUGUUCGAGAUUGCGGGUUUCCUGGGAGUGUUGUGGUGCCUCAGCAUCCUCUCCUGCCUCUACUCGGACUACACUUACCUCCCCAUGCAGAUCAACCCGCUCAUCCUCUACGGCUUCAUGCUGCUCUUCCUCAUCAACCCCUUCAAGACCGGAUACUACAAGUCUCGCUUCUGGCUCCUCAAGCUGCUGUUCCGGGUGCUCACGGCUCCGUUCCACCGGGUGGAGUUUGCAGACUUCUGGCUGGCCGACCAGCUGAACUCUCUGGUGUUCGUCCUGAUGGACCUGGAGUAUCUCGUCUGUUACUACAUCUUCGAGCUGCAGUGGAGCAACAGCAGAGGGCUGCUGCCCCGCGACCAGGACUCUGGAGGUCAUGUGUGCCACAGCUACUCGUACGGGCUGCGCGCCGUCAUCCAGUGCCUGCCCGCCUGGUUCCGCUUCGUCCAGUGUUUGAGGCGCUACCGAGACACGAAGAGGGCGUUCCCCCACCUGGUGAACGCUGGGAAAUAUUCCACCACCUUCUUCGUCGUCACCUUCGCCGCGCUGUACGCCACGCACAGAGGUAGGUCACAAGAAACUGAAAAUAUAUAA
Notothenia coriiceps (black rockcod) is the source of this 879-nucleotide messenger RNA. Its product is annotated as xenotropic and polytropic retrovirus receptor 1 homolog. Gene Ontology annotation, biological process: phosphate ion transport; cellular response to phosphate starvation. Lineage: Eukaryota; Metazoa; Chordata; Actinopteri; Perciformes; Nototheniidae. The record is from RefSeq and is a predicted model, not a curated record. Bases 1 to 879 code for a protein of 292 amino acids. The transcript has 5 exons. Gene Ontology annotation, molecular function: phosphate transmembrane transporter activity; inositol hexakisphosphate binding. Gene Ontology annotation, cellular component: Golgi apparatus; cytoplasm; plasma membrane.